Histoplasma mississippiense is the source of this 678-nucleotide messenger RNA. Its product is annotated as mitochondrial 37S ribosome protein domain-containing protein. NCBI's taxonomy places the organism in Eukaryota, Fungi, Ascomycota, Eurotiomycetes, Onygenales, Ajellomycetaceae. The transcript is spliced from 2 exons. The record is from RefSeq and is a predicted model, not a curated record. Bases 1 to 678 code for a protein of 225 amino acids.
AUGGCUUCGGUAACGACAUCUAUCGGCCGGGCCGCUUUGGUUUUCUGUAGACAGACCGCUCCAAAACGGAGCGCGAUGCGACCCAGUGCUUUUCGACUGCAACAACACCUCGCAUUUUUCAGUCAUUCCAGACAUCUGAAGCAAAAUGAAUUCACCGAAGUUCCCGAAUACUCUCCAGACCUACUUGAUGAGUCGGAACGUAUUCAAUACGAUGCAAUGGCUCCGGACCAGCGAGAAACGUUCGACCGUGAGUUCACGACACUCUCCCAGACCCUGCGUGAACAAGGUCUCGGACAGACUAUGAGCGAAAUCCACAAAGAGGGAGCCCCGUUUAUAGGCUGGACUGGCGGGAACGAGGACGUUGAAGAUUAUUUUAACGACGAUAUUCACAGGCUUCACUCUGAGCCUUACAUGCAGGAUGGGAUGACGACUAUGGCAUACGAUGAGCUGGAACAACACCGGGAGCUGAGAGAAUACGCCCGAAUUGCGGCAUGGGAAAUGCCAUUGCUUAGCAACCAUGUAAAAUCUUUUACCUUACCAAAGGACACCCAUCUCCUCCGAUUCCGAUACACCACAUACAUGGGCGAGACACAUCCCGCGGAAGCCAAAGUCGUCGUUGAAUUUUGUUCGCCAGCUCUGGUCCCCAAUUACCUUACGGAGGAGCAACGCAUCCAGUGA